Molecule: messenger RNA, 3441 nt
Organism: Uloborus diversus
Lineage: Eukaryota; Metazoa; Arthropoda; Arachnida; Araneae; Uloboridae
Product: meiosis regulator and mRNA stability factor 1-like
Exons: 18
Coding region: 70-3441 (1123 amino acids)
Biological process (GO): post-transcriptional gene silencing
Cellular component (GO): peroxisome; cytoplasm
Molecular function (GO): CCR4-NOT complex binding; mRNA base-pairing post-transcriptional repressor activity; RNA nuclease activity
Source: RefSeq, a predicted model, not a curated record
AGUUCCAGGUAAUGGAUAAAUUCAAUCAAAGUUUGAUCACAAAAUAAGAAUGAAAGCUGAACUACAUUUAUGGAUAUGGAAAUUUUCUUACAUUCUAUUAUGACAGAUGCAAAAGGGUCUAAAAGUAAUAUUGCUGCAAAAUUCCAAAAUGCUCUAAAUUUACAUUUUAUUCCUCCAAUUGGUGUCUUUUGGGAUAUUGAAAACUGUCAGGUUCCAAAAGGAAAAUCUGCUAUUGCUCUUGUGAAAAACAUUAGAGAAAGAUUUUUUACAAAUCAUCGAGAGGCUGAAUUCAUGUGUGUUUGUGACAUAAACAAGGAAAACAAGACUGUAAUCCAAGAAUUAAUAUUAUCUCAGGUUACUGUUGUUCACAUCAGUGCUACGAGCAAAAAUGCUGCAGAUGAUAAAAUUAAACAAUGCAUGCGAAGGUUUGUGGAUACCCAUAGUGCACCAUCAACAUUGCUCCUCAUUUCAGAUGAUGUCAACUUUGCGUCCGAUUUAUCUGAUUUUCGUCAUCGCCAUAAUAUUCACAUUAUUUUGUUGCAUAGAGGUCAUGCUCAUCAAUCUCUUCUCACUUGCGCACAUGAGCAUUAUGAAUUUUCAUCCAUUGCUGGUGAUUUGCCCGUUAGAAGUCCAGUCAAACCUUCUGAUAAGCGUCCAAAUGAGCUGAUAGUCAGUGAACUACCCAUCAAUAAGAAUGUAGGAUUGUUAAAAAGUCAGUUAAAGAAAAUAUCCCAGAAUUGUGGUGGAAAAGUUAUGCAUAUAAAAGGGAGCCGGGCAACAAUCCGUUUUGCAAAUGCAGAAGCAGCAGAAAGAGCUCAAAGGCGAAUGGAUAAAGAGAUCGUCUAUGGCAGCGAAAUUUCUGUUAACUUCCGCAACAAAUCCGAUGCAGACCUCAGUGAUUCACCUCCAAGAGAUGUUAAAGGUUCCACUUCAAGCAAUGAGGCAUCUGCCAGUAGCUGUUCUAGUCGUGAUUCUUCAGUUUCCCCGCCUCGAGGAUCUGAACUAAAGCACAAUUACAAGGGUUUUAAAGCCAAAAGGAAAUUUAAUUUUCCUCCACCUCCAUUUUUAGACAAACAAAACUCACCUGCGUUGAUAAAGCAUGGCUUUUCUGAAGAAUUUUCAUUUGAUAAAUGUGCUAAGUCCGAAUCCAUGCCAAUGAUACAGAAAACAGAAUCAACCGAAGAUAAAAUGUUCCAACAGAACUGGAAUAAUGGUAAAGUUCUUCCACUGUCCAAUAGUAAAAGCUAUGAUCAAUCAGCAUUUUCACCUUUUCAAAAAACCAAAGAUGGUACGACUGCCAAAUACUCCCAAAGAAAUAUUGGCCGAGUAUCACCAUUUUUAAUGCAAGACUGUGAGAAAUCUGGAAGAAAUCUUAUGAUUCCUUUGAAUGAUUCUAACUGGCGAAAUCAGCUUCGUUCUGAUAAUAGCGCUAAUAUUUAUCCUAUUUAUUCUAAUCUAAGUUAUCCUAGUGUUUGUUCAAAUUUGAGCAUGGGUUAUACUGACUUGCCAAGAAUGAGUGAUAACGUUAUGUAUUCUUCUCAGUGGAAUGGUUCUGCUUACAACAAUGAUUCAUGUCAACUCAUCCAAAGAAAUCAACUACCCUGUGAUAGUUCAUCAGUAGAAUUAUUUGUUACCAAUUUAGAUCCUACAUUUGAAGUAAAUGAAAUGAAAAAAAUAUUGCUGUCUGUGUUUAGAGAACACAUUAUGGUACUUCAUAUAUCUAUGACAAUACAGCCUGAUGGCAGCACUAAAGCUACUGUUAAAGUUCCAUCAUUACAAGAUGCCCAGUAUGCCAUAUCACGAUUGCACCGGAGAAAAAUUGGUCACAAACGAAUACUUAUAUCAUAUGUAACAUCUGAUAAAAAUCCACCUUUUCAUGUUUUAAAAUCUGAAGCAGUUGCUCUUUUAAAUGACAUCCCAACAAAAAGUCUGCCUUUAAUCAAAUUCCGAGAGCUUUAUGAAAAAAGAUAUCAUCGACCUAUGACAGUCUCUGAUCUGUACAAAAUGAGAGAUGCUGUUACCAUUCAAGGAGACUCGGGUAGUCGCAUUGUAUACUUAAGUUCAGAGUAUUGCAAAACUCCUUCAAUUCCAGAAUCUGAAGAUUCUCAAGAUUCUAAUGUUGUGGAAAAACAGUAUUGCGAACGUCAUUUUCACAUUUCUUCUUCACAAGGAUGGGCCGAGCAGUAUAGUGUAUGUCCAUUGCCGCUUGUGUAUAUGUCUUUAAAAACAUUGUCAACUGCUGUACAUACUUUAUUAGAUACUCAUCAAGGCUGUCUUCCAUUAAUCAGUUUCUGUGAUUGUUAUGAGGCAGAAAUUGGACCGUUGCCUGUUGUUGGCAAUGGUAGUUAUCAUAGUACUCCCAAAACCAACAAAGGAGUGCCCCUUGAACAUCUCAUUGCUUGUGUAACAGGAGUAGAAGUUGCAAAAUCAGUUCUGUGCAUCAAAAAAGUUCAAUGGCUAGAAAAGAAAAUCGAUUCCCAGGGUAAAAAUAUUAUGUCAUAUCAGAAUGUUAGUCCAGCAUUAGCUGGUCAAUUAACAUUGUUUGGAAGGGAAGUAAUGGAUCUUCUGAAAAGUCAACCACAUUGCUUAAUUCAGUUCAAUAAGUUCAUUCCUAUAUAUCAUCACCAUUUUGGAAGGCAGUGUAGAGUUGCUGACUAUGGUUUCACCAAGCUGAUUGAUCUUUUGGAUUCAAUCCCACACAUUGUUCAGGUUUUAGGGGAAGGCCAGAGUAGGCAAGUUACUCUUACUCAUCGCACCCAAAUUAAAAGAUUUGCUGCCGAACUUCUCAGGAUUUUGAAAUCUCGCGCUAGUAAACAAAUAACUGUAACAGAAUUUCCACAAGCUUAUGAACAAGUUAUAGAAAAACCAUUUGAUAUUACAAAUUAUGGAGUUUGUGAAAUUGAUGACAUGCUAGAUGAAGUACCAGAAAACGUAAUUGUUACUUGUAACUCGGGCAGCGAAAUAAUAAUUGGGAUUCCAAAACGAGAACAAACUCCUGAAGAAAUUGAAAGAACAAAGCUAUUCGCCGAAGAAGUUAUUGAGUUAAUGAAACAUACACCAAGCUGCUCUAUGACCUUUAGCAAAUUCAUUCCAUCUUAUCAUCAUCAUUUUGGAAAACAGUGCCGUGUAGCUGAUUAUGGAUUCAUCAAAUUAAUAGAACUUUUUGAAGCAAUACCAGAUGUUUUAGAAGUGAAAGGAAAUGGAGAAGAUAAAAUCUUAAAUUUAGUUGAAGUGGAACAGCAUAAGAUUCUGACUGACCGCCUUGUAUCAGUACUUAAAGCACAACCAAAUGGAAUAAUUGAUGUUAAUCAAAUUAGCUCAGCAUAUGCCCAAAUGCAUGGCCAUGCAUUAAGACCAGCAGAUUUUGGUUUUUCUGAUUUACAAGAUCUCCUGAGGAAAAUGAACUCUGAAAUUAGGCUUCAUGUUGGAAACUACGAGUAA